AAUUCCUUUCCGACUCCAACCAAACAGCGCACAACUGUUUGUGUGGUAUAUGCUGCGUGUUGCCUUCACGGCCCCCCUCUAUGUCGCGCUUAAAAACUGAAACUGGAUGCGCGGCAGACUCUACUAGGGCCUGAGGCCAAACUCCAGACCCCAACUAUAUUUCUUCUCUUCCCCUUCCCCUUCCCCUGGGUGCUCUCUUCUGAAAUCUCACUUCUCAGGCGGCAGCAACAAGCAGGCUGCAGGCCGUCGCAGCAGCAGCUGCAGCAGUAAGCCAGCAGGCAGCAAACCGGCCCUCAGCGGCGCCGUCCGCCAGUUGGCUCGGGAUAGCUCUCCAGCUUCCCUCUUUAGAUAAUCAGCCAUGACGGACGGUCAUCUCUUCAACAACAUCUCUCUCGGAGGUCGCGGUGGAACUAAUCCAGGGCAACUUAAGGUGCAUGCCGGAGGUAUUCUAUGGAAAAAGCAAGGAGGAGGUAAAGCAGUGGAGGUUCAUAAGGGUGAUGUUUUGGGGGUUACCUGGAUGAAAAUCCCCAGAACGAACCAGCUUGGCAUUCGAGUCAAGGAUGGCUUGUACUACAAGUUCAUUGGUUUUCGUGACCAGGAUGUCACUAGCUUGACGAAUUUUUUCAGGAACUCUUUUGGGAUAAUUCCAGAAGAGAAGCAGCUUUCUGUCAGUGGACAGAACUGGGGAGAGGUUGAUUUAAAUGGAAAUAUGUUGACAUUUAUGGUCAAUUCAAAGCAAGCGUUUGAGGUGUCUUUGGCAGAUGUCUCGCAGACACAGCUUCAAGGAAGGAAUGACGUCAUCUUGGAAUUCCAUGUGGAUGAUACAACUGGGGCUAACGAGAAAGAUUCAUUGAUGGAGAUAAGUUUUCAUAUACCUAAUUCCAACACUCAAUUUGUUGGUGAUGAAAAUCAUCCUCCUGCUCAGGUUUUCCAAAAGAAAAUUAUGUCGAUGGCAGAUGUUGGUCCAGGAGCUGAAGAUGCUGUUGUUACAUUUGAGGGGAUUCAGAUUCUUACACCAAGGGGUCGUUACAGUGUUGAACUUCAUCUUUCCUUCUUGCGGCUGCAAGGACAGGCUAAUGAUUUUAAAAUUCAGUACAGCAGUGUUGUUCGCCUUUUUUUAUUACCUAGGUCUAACCAACCACACACCUUUGUCGUUGUUAGUCUUGAUCCACCAAUUCGAAAAGGGCAAACUUUGUACCCACAUAUUGUGUUGCAGUUUGAGACGGACUAUGUGGUUCAAAGCGAGUUAACGCUAAGUGAAGAGCUUUUGAAUACCAAGUACAAGGACAAGUUAGACUCAACAUAUAAGGGAUUCAUUCAUGAAGUAUUCACCCUGAUAUUGCGUGGUUUAUCUGGCGCCAAAGUUACUAAGCCUGGAAAAUUCCGUAGCUCUCAAGAUGGUUAUGCAGUCAAGUCGUCAUUGAAAGCUGAAGAUGGAGUGCUAUAUCCUCUUGAAAAGAGCUUCUUCUUUUUACCCAAACCUCCAACUCUUAUUCUCCAUGAGGAGAUUGACUACGUGGAGUUUGAGAGGCAUGCUGCUGGAGGCUCAAAUAUGCAUUACUUUGAUCUACUUAUAAGACUAAAGACUGAACAAGAACAUCUUUUCCGAAACAUUCAGAGGAAUGAGUACCAUAAUCUUUUUGAUUUCAUCAGUAUGAAGAAAUUAAAAAUCAUGAAUUUAGGAGGCGUUCAAACUGCAGAAGGGGUUGCUGCUGUUCUGCAGAACGAAGAUGAUGAUGCUGUUGAUCCACAUCUUGAGCGGAUCAAGAAUGAAGCUGGGGGAGAUGAGAGUGAUGAAGAGGAUGAAGAUUUUGUUGCUGAUAAGGAUGAUGGAGGCUCUCCCACUGAUGACUCUGACGAUGAGGAUUCUGAUGCUAGUGAGAGUGGAGGCGAGAAAGAGAGGCCUGCUAAGAAGGAGUCCAAGAAAGAAGCAUCUUCUAAGGCAUCUUCUUCUAAGAAGAGGUCGAAGGAUGUAGAUGAUGGUGGUUCAAAGAAGAGAAAGCAAAAGAAGAAAAAAGAUCCAAAUGCACCAAAGAGGGCCAUGUCCGGUUUCAUGUUUUUCUCAAAAAUUGAAAGAGAGAACUUGAAGAAGACCAAUCCUGGAAUUUCAUUUACGGAGGUGGGGAGAGUGCUUGGAGACAGGUGGAAAAAGAUGACAGUGGAGGAAAAAGAACCCUUCGAAGCGAAGGCUCGUGAGGAUAAGAAACGUUGGAAAGAUGAAGUGAGUGGCUACAAGAAUCCACAGCCAAUGAACAUCGACUCGGGGAAUGAAUCUGAUAGUGCUUAAGGUUUUUUGGUUGUUGGGGAAGUACUUCAUCUGUUUUUAUUUUUAUUUUUUGCCUUCUUGUUUUGGUUGUCAUCUAUACAUACAAACACCAUAGUUGGAUGCUAUCAUGAACUCCUUCCAUAUUUUGGAAGAUUACUUCUGUUCCAUGUUUAGAGACAAUAUGAAUGCUUCCUUUUCUCUGCAA
Malania oleifera is the source of this 2471-nucleotide messenger RNA. RefSeq names its product FACT complex subunit SSRP1. Gene Ontology annotation, molecular function: DNA binding; histone binding; nucleosome binding. Lineage: Eukaryota; Viridiplantae; Streptophyta; Magnoliopsida; Santalales; Ximeniaceae. The transcript is spliced from 17 exons. The record is from RefSeq and is a predicted model, not a curated record. Bases 359 to 2287 code for a protein of 642 amino acids. Gene Ontology annotation, cellular component: nucleus; FACT complex.